This is a messenger RNA of Thelazia callipaeda (thelaziosis nematode), 915 nucleotides long. Lineage: Eukaryota; Metazoa; Nematoda; Chromadorea; Rhabditida; Thelaziidae. The record is from the annotation of a GenBank genome assembly.
AUGAGCUGUGCAUCGCGCGUGUUAUUUAACACAUUCAACCAGGACUUUAGUUGCUUUGCAUGUGGUCUGGAUGAUGGUUUUCGAAUUUAUGAUGUUGAUCCUUUGAAACAGAAAUGUAGUGAAAAAUUAAAUGGUGGAAUUGGAAAAAUAGAAAUGUUAUUCCAGUGCAAUUAUAUUGCUCUUGUAGGUGGUGGCAGAGUUCCAGCUUUCGCCACAAAUAAAGUUAUAAUUUGGGACAUUUUGCAACACAGAAAAGUGCUUGAAUUGGAAAUGAGUGAUGAUGUACUAGCAGUGCGCUUACGACGUGACCGUAUCGUAGUAGUUCUCGAUACUUUUAUCCAUAUCUUUAGUUUUACAGACCGACCGAAAAAAUUGCAAGUUUUUGUUUCAAGUAGAAAUCCACGUGGGAUAUGUUGCUUGUGCUCAGCCUCUGAAAAUUCUAUUCUUGCUUUUCCUGCUUCUUCAUCUUCCUCUGCAGUUUGCUGUAUAACUCUGUCUAACCCAGAUGCUCCUCCACGAAUAAUGAAUGCUCAUCAAAGACCACUCUCAGCUAUCGCGCUUAAUGUUACUGGUGAACAGUUAGCAACUUCUUCCGAGAAAGGUACUAUAAUAAGGAUUUUCAAUACUAGAACUUGUGAUUUAUUGAAGGAAUUACGGCGUGGGACAAAUCCAGCUUCUAUAUUUUGUCCGUUAAAAAAGCUGACUUUUUUUGGUGAAGUGAGCGUGUCACGCUUUCAGUUGCCGUUCCCUUCUAAACAUACUGACUUUUGCUUAUGCAGUUUUGGUCCUCAGCCAAAUUCUGUCAUCGUGGUGUCAUCUGAUGGUAGCUACUGCAAAUUCAAUUUUUAUUCAGGACGUGGCGAAUGUUCUCGACAAACCUGUUUAUUGUAUCUAGAGAUGACUAAUAAUUAUUAA